Molecule: messenger RNA, 2083 nt
Organism: Nematolebias whitei (Rio pearlfish)
Lineage: Eukaryota; Metazoa; Chordata; Actinopteri; Cyprinodontiformes; Rivulidae
Product: guanine nucleotide-binding protein G(o) subunit alpha
Exons: 8
Coding region: 544-1608 (354 amino acids)
Biological process (GO): adenylate cyclase-modulating G protein-coupled receptor signaling pathway; G protein-coupled dopamine receptor signaling pathway
Cellular component (GO): heterotrimeric G-protein complex
Molecular function (GO): corticotropin-releasing hormone receptor 1 binding; GTPase activity; mu-type opioid receptor binding
Source: RefSeq, a predicted model, not a curated record
GAACUGACUGUCGAACUAACUGAGGAACCGAGCGAGCCGCUACCGGAGCUACCGGGAGGCAGUGCAGCUGACACCGAGCGAGUCCCCGGAGGAGCCGAACUCAGGAAAGGGUCCGCCGCUUGUGAGAACCGAGCCGAACCGAGCGAUGCUCGCGCUGCCCACCGCCGCCCAGCAGUAACGAGAGACGGGAGCGAGAUUUACCGACAGCGAGAGAAAAAGACGGAGAGUCAUCCUCAUCAUCCUCAUCAUCAUCCAGCUGCGGAGGCUUCACCCGGUCCGUGUCACUGUUCCCCGCCCCGCGCCGUGGACCGAACCGGGAGGACCGGUGAUCUCAACGCGCUAACGGCGCCUCCGUGCCCGGCCUGAGAGAGGGAGCUGCCCCGAGAGACGCGGAGGGAUCGACGGCAGAAAACCUGGAACUACCCCCGAACCGGAGAGGAUUUCCAAUCCGAGCCCACCACUUGCACUCAUCCUCAUUAAUUCGGUGCGUUUUCCAGCGUGGACCUCGGAACCGGUACCGCCAGCAAGCUGUGUUCUCUAACCAUGGGAUGUACCCUGAGCGCAGAGGAGAGGGCGGCUCUGGACCGGAGCAAAGCCAUCGAGAAGAACCUGAAGGAGGACGGGAUCACCGCGGCCAAGGACGUGAAGCUGCUGCUGCUCGGGGCUGGAGAGUCAGGGAAAAGCACCAUCGUCAAACAGAUGAAGAUCAUCCAUGAGGACGGCUUCUCCGGAGAUGAUGUAAAGCAGUACAAGCCUGUCGUUUACAGCAACACCAUCCAGUCUCUGGCUGCCAUCGUCCGUGCCAUGGAUACACUGGGCCUUGAGUACGGAGACAGAGAGCGCAAGGCGGAUGCUAAGAUGGUGUGCGACGUGGUCAGUCGUAUGGAGGACACGGAGCCUUACUCCGCCGAGCUGCUGGGGGCCAUGAUGCGCCUGUGGGCCGACUCGGGCAUCCAGGAGUGCUUCAGCCGCGCCCGGGAGUACCAGCUCAACGAUUCAGCGCAGUACUACUUGGACAGUCUAGACCGGAUCGGUGCGGCCGACUACCAGCCGACAGAGCAGGACAUCCUGCGGACCCGAGUGAAGACCACGGGUAUCGUCGAGACGCACUUCACCUUCAAAAACCUUCACUUCAGGCUGUUUGACGUCGGAGGUCAGAGGUCGGAGAGGAAGAAGUGGAUCCACUGUUUUGAGGACGUGACGGCCAUUAUUUUCUGUGUGGCGCUGAGCGGAUACGACCAGGUGCUGCAUGAGGACGAGACCACGAAUCGUAUGCACGAGUCUUUGAUGCUGUUCGACUCCAUCUGCAACAACAAGUUCUUCAUCGACACCUCCAUCAUCCUCUUCCUCAACAAGAAGGACCUGUUUGCAGAGAAGAUCAAGAAGUCUGCUCUCAGCAUCUGCUUCCCAGAAUACACAGGUCCCAACACCUACGAUGACGCAGCAGCCUACAUCCAAGCACAGUUCGAGAGCAAGAACCGCUCUCCAAAUAAGGAAAUCUACUGUCACAUGACCUGCGCCACGGAUACGGGGAACAUCCAGGUCGUGUUUGAUGCUGUGACCGAUAUCAUCAUCGCCAACAACCUCCGAGGGUGUGGCUUGUACUGAGCACGCCCACACACCCUGUAACUCCACCCCCUCCUCCCCCAUCCCCUCUUUUCUCCCCCUCCUCCUCCCCCUCGUUCCUUUGGCACUGCUGUGGAAAAGAUGAUGGCCAUGAUGAUGAAAAAUGAAAAAUCCAACUAGGUACAUAUUAAUAUUGAGAAUAAUUUAAAAAUAGGCUUACGUACAUUUAAAUAUGAAUAUAUAUAUAUAUAUAUAUAAAAUGAUUUUGAUUUUUCUCCUCUUGCUCUGAGCCCAUCCACCCCCCCUUGUUGUUUUUCAGUCUGUUGCCAAGCAAACAAAUUUAGUUUUAGUAGGAAAACCCAAAACCCCACAGCCUUGACAACUUCUUGAACAAAGUCGAUGAAAGCCCCCGCUCGUUCUCACGCCGUCAGCCGUGUCUUCUGCUCUUAACAAAACUGAAGCCUGUAUUUAGUUAUUUUCUGAUUUUUUUGUUGUGUAUUUUUAUGAUGAUAAAACG